This is a messenger RNA of Peromyscus leucopus (white-footed mouse), 1179 nucleotides long. Its product is annotated as intelectin-1a-like. The record is from RefSeq and is a predicted model, not a curated record. The coding region runs from base 109 to 1056 and encodes 315 amino acids. The transcript is spliced from 8 exons. NCBI's taxonomy places the organism in Eukaryota, Metazoa, Chordata, Mammalia, Rodentia, Cricetidae. Gene Ontology annotation, molecular function: oligosaccharide binding.
CUAUAAAAGGAAAAGAGCUUCAACAUGACUGCACUAGAAACUCUGCAGAGAGAGAGAGAGUAGCUUACGUGGACUCAGCUGGCGACUCAGCUAGGUACAGAGUGGAAGAUGACAAUGACCCAACUUGGUUUCCUGCUGUUUAUCAUCCUAGCCACCAGAAGUUGCAAUGUGGCUAAAGGCAACCUGGAAACCAACAGAUGGGCCAAUCUUGUGUCUUCCUCUCAGUUCAGAAGCUGCCAGGAAAUCAAGCAGGAGAUGACUUGGGCACAAGAUGGCCUCUAUUUCCUCCGCACGGAGAAUGGUGUCAUCUACCAGACCUUCUGUGACAUGACCACUGCAGGUGGUGGCUGGACCCUGGUGGCCAGUGUGCAUGAGAACAACAUGGGUGGGAAGUGCACAGUGGGCGAUCGCUGGUCCAGUCAGCAAGGCAACACAAUAGACUACCCAGAGGGGGAUGGCAACUGGGCCAACUACAACACCUUUGGGUCUGCAGAGGGGGCCACAAGUGAUGACUACAAGAACCCCGGCUACUUCAAGAUCCAGGCUGAAAAUCUGGGUAUCUGGCAUGUGCCCAACAAGAGCCCCCUGAAAAAUUGGAGGGACAGUUCCCUGCUGAGGUACCGCACCUUCACUGGCUUCCUGCAGGACAUGGGUCACAAUCUGUUUGGCCUGUACCAGAAUUACUCGGUGAAAUAUGGAGGAGGAAAGUGUGGGACUGACAAUGGCCCAGCAAUACCUGUGGUCUAUGACUUUGGUGAUGCUCAGAAGACAGCCGCUUAUUACUCACCCCUUGGACAGAGUGAAUUCAUUGCAGGAUACAUCCAAUUCAGAGUGUUUAACAAUGAGGGAGCAGCCAACGCCUUGUGUGCUGGGAUGAAGGUCACUGGAUGUAACACUGCGUUUCACUGCAUUGGUGGAGGAGGAUACUUCCCAAAAUCUGAUCCCGAUCAGUGUGGCGACUUCUCUGCAUUUGAUUGGGAUGGAUAUGGAACUCACAGUGGGUACAGCAGUAGCCAGAAUAUAACUGAAGCAGCCGUCCUUCUGUUCUAUCGUUGAGAACCUUGUGGUGUGGGACCCAGACUUCUGCUCCAGUUUUGGACUCACAUGCACGAGGAAAAACUUACCAAGUUACUAAAAUGCUAAUGACACAGGAAAGGAGAAUAAAUUGUGUUCAUUGCA